Pelobates cultripes (western spadefoot toad) is the source of this 23266-nucleotide messenger RNA. The record is from the annotation of a GenBank genome assembly. NCBI's taxonomy places the organism in Eukaryota, Metazoa, Chordata, Amphibia, Anura, Pelobatidae.
CUGAAUGGGAGCAGUGCUGCCAAUCAAGACACGCCUGCUCGUGCUGUUCCUUUAAGAUGAGCUUGUGAGAUGAGCUCUGGCACAGAGUGCCUAGCCCUGCUGGGAAGAAGGAGCUCUGAAAAAUAGGAGAUCGUCCUCACACUAGCACAACCCUGCAUUUGUUUCUCCGGGCUCAUCGGGGGGUCAGAAAGUGGCUGCUAAGAUCUACACAGCUCCAACAAGUUCCAGACUCAACUAAGAACCUGAACAUCCAUCUGAGUAGAAUUGGAACACUCUACAUAUUAUUCUAUAGAACAACUUGAACGUUCAACCUGAGAAGAAAUAGAACAUUCUAUAUAUUAUUCUAUAUAAUAAUCUGAACGUUCCAUCUGAGAAAAAAUAGAACAUUCUAUAUAUUAUUCUAUAUAAUAAUCUGAACGUUCCAUCUAAGAAGAAAUAGAACAUUCUAUAUAUUAUUCUAUAUAAUAAUCUGAACGUUCCAUCUAAAAAGAAAUAGAACAUUCUAUAUAGUAUUCUAUAUAAUAAUCUGAACGUUUCAUCUGAGAAGUAAUAGAAGACUCAGCCUGAAUUUAUUUGACCUACCAGCUGCCUUCUGCAAUUAUCUGGAGAGUUCUUAGGACUUGCAUAUCCUCUUCUUUGACCUGUCCUGUCCAGGCCACCUGAUCUUUUUUUGGCUUUGAAGGUCCAUAUAUAUUGAGUUGACUAACUUGCUGUGUUAAGUAAACAUGUAUGUUCUUGUGCUGGGGAUUGCGUGUCUGUGUGCCCUUGUCAAUGGCAACACUGUAAAGAAGCAGGAGACCAUUGGAGGGGAGCGCUUUGUGUGCACUGCCCUGCCACCGGAUGCCAACCAUGGCUGUCCCAUGCCAUCCUUCCCCGCUUCCCAAGAAGAGGAACUUCGCUCCACCAUCCUCCACCUGAGAGAGACAAUCUUACAGCAGAAAGAUGCUAUAGGGAACCAGAAGGAGACUAUAAGGGAACUGACCUCCAAGCUGACCAGCUGUGAGAGCCUCUCUGAGGGCACAGGGCAGGAGGGCAAGCAUGGCUCCUGGAGAAAGGGCUAUGGCAAGGACACCAUGGGGGACUUACCCAGGGAUCCCACCCAGAUCAUCGACCAGCUCAGCCGCACCAUGCAGUCCCUGAAGGACAGGCUGGAGAAUCUGGAGGUAACUUAGAAUGCUGGCUGUGAUCUGAAAGUUUAGUGUCCCCUCCUCUCUAUAGCUAUGUAACAUAGUCUCCUCUCUAAAUACCCAGAUCCUCAAUGCUUUAAAUUCACACCAAGCAUGCUGGUCCAUUCAUAUAAUGUGAAGGGGAGACUGACUGGUCUUUCAGUAAUAGCACUGUAUUGAUAUUUCAUGCUGUGAGUGUUUGUACAGCUGGAUAAUUUGAUUGGAACACUGGGCAGGUCCACUGAUUCUGUAAAGGUUUAAUGGGGAGCUGUCCCAGGUGCUGAAAUGCUAUGCGAUGGAAGGUAAUAACUUAUUAGCCUGCCUGUCACAGCUGACACCGGAGCCAUUGGCUGUAUCAUCAUAAUGGGAUUAUUAUUGUUUUAUUAUUUAUAUAGCGCCAGCAAAUUCCGUAGCGCUGUACAAUGGGGAUUAGGAGUAUAGAGAAACGAGUGGCUGUAAUCAUGAUGCAGAUAACAUGCCUGCCCUGUGUGUUUUCUGAUAUGUGAAUUCUGUUCAGUUAGAAAGUUCCAUAGACUGGAUAGAUUGUAUCAUGACUGUACUCUCUUAACCAUGUGAUUGCCAGAUAUAUGAACAGCACAGAGCAAAGCAAUUUGAACUGCACAGAAAGGGUUACAUUCUACUGUGUGAGGGGGUGGGGUGACAUUCUAUCCUAUUGCAUUGUAGCCUCCUCUUAUACUGCUUCCUAACUCCUUAUAAUAUACUGAACUUACUAUACAUAUCUAUCUAUCUAUCUAUCUAUCUAUCUAUCUAUCUAUCUAUCUAUCACAAGCCAUACAAAGCAGAUCUAUUUAGUUUGUUUUGUAUGGGAUAUCCAUGAUCCCUUAUGUAGUUUGAAUAGAAUUUGGCAAUUUCAGUAGCCCCACAUUAACACAAAUUUGAUUUUAUAUGUGUUUCCCUCAUUUUCUGUAUACAGACUGAAACAUCUAGUUUAAGCACCCUAUCUGACACGUCCCUUAUUAACAGUGCUCAAAGAAGACUACAUUAGUGGAGUGUUUUAACAUGCAGGUUAUUCUCAAUUAGAAAUGUUGUAUUGCAUAGAGAGUUAACAUUUUUACAACCUUAACGAUCAGAGUAAUUAUAUUAGGUUUUUAACUGUCCAACUGGGGUGCUUUGCUGCAAUGGCAGGGCAAGCAUUAGAAGACUAAGCGUUAUCAUUAGCUGAAUUUAUUCAUCUGAUAAUGUUUAUAUGUUUUUAUAAUAUGAUUGACAAAAUGGAAUCUCUCUCCGUCUUUAUUUCUGUUUGGAAAUUAAAUCCAUUUUAAUUACCUAAAUCGUUAUAACUAUCUAACAUUAAUUAUAAACAUAUAAUUAGGAAUAUAUAUAUUUUAUAAUAUAUAUUUUAAAUUAGGUCAUGCAUUUAAUGUAAAAUAUAAUAUAUAUAUUCAGGAAGUUAAAUCUCUAAACAAUUCUUAAUUGUGCCACAAACAGUGUUCAUGAAUAAUGAUGCAUUUUCUGAGCUUUGUAAAUGGGGCUGCUCUGAAUAUAAAAAAAAAACCCCAAAAAAUAUUUUUUCCCUCAUUAUUUUAGUCAGGCUUGUUAUGCUGUGUAUUUAUAGUGAGUUGCACAUCCGUUUUUUCUUUUUUUAUUUCCACACAAAUCCUUUUAGCAUAAUAUCAUCUCAACUAUAGUAGCACAUGUAAAAUGUGAGACAAUUUGUAUAUUUCGAAGAUUGAGCCCAUUUAUUUCUACAAUCGCAUGUCAAUGUAAAAUUAUUAGAGCGUUCAAAACAAGAAUAAAGUCAAAAACUGUAACUGCACCAUUUAUUGGAACCCGUCAAAGAGAUUUGGCCAAAUGUAGAAUGAAAAAUUGUAGCUAUCGAUUAAUUCAUUUGAGAGGUUAGUGGGUUACACUAUUAUCUAGAUUCUAGAAACUAUAAUUUGGACAUCAUUUUUUUUCAAUGUGAAGUGUUAACUUGCAUUCUCUCUAGAGAGGCCAAGAACAUCCAACACAAAGCAUAAAAUGGAGAUCCUUCACCCUUUUACCAGAAGCCUAAUUGGUGUGUCUUUUUGUUAAAGCAUCAACUGAGAUCCAACGUGUCAUAUUCGGCUUUGCCUACUGAUCUUCGAGAGAUGCUUCAGAGGAAGCUGGGAGAUCUUGAACACCAGCUUUUAAACAAAGUAACUGAGCUCGAAGAGGAGAAGUCAUUGCUUCAUAACGAGAGCGCCACUCACAGGCACAAGACUGAGUCUACACUCACGGCCCUUUUGGAAAGAGUCAACGAACUCGAAAAAGGUAACUGUGACUAUGUUUGAGAUGGUUUCAUUCAUAAGAACCAUGUGAAUGCAUUCAUUGAUGGAUACAAAAGUUCACUGUGUGAAAUAAUAUAUUUUAGCUAAAAAAGAGGUGGUCACAAACAAUACUACUCUAAAUGGACCCGUAAACACAAGUGAGAAGUCUAGAAUUCACAUUUGAUAGGAUUUGCACUAAAUAUUUGAAAUGGCCCGCAAAUGGGUUUGUAUUUCUCUUUAAUAGUAUUGUUAUAAACACAUUCCUUUCCAACACCAUGUAUAUCAGGGCUUAUUAUCAUUUUGCACUUCAACACAAAACUAAAUUUUGCCAAAAAGCCAUUUACCAUCCCUGUUGCUCCAACACUGGUCUUCGUCCUGCAGAGAAAUUAUUUUUUCUCUCAAUGCUCCAUUCAGUUCAAUCUCUGCAGAGUGAUAGAAAAUGGCCCUCCUCCCACACUAGAGAAAUGGUUGAAGAUCAAAUUUCAUGGAUGCAAUCUAACAGCCAGGGAGGAUUGAGGAGUCAGUGCUAUGUAUACCCUGUGUUCUCUACAGGGAUUCUUUGCAGGCUGCAAUAACAGUUGCUUGGUAUAGCUGUACCUAUUGGAUGUGCCCAUUUUACCCAUAUACAGACAUUGAUUUUGCUUUCCAGGGAAAUUUUUAGGAAGUUCUAUUUUUUACAAAUACACGGAAGCUAGGUAUUUUUUUUAAAAUAUUUUUUACACUUUAUUUUGCUCCUAUGGUAACUUUUCCAGUCUGAUUAUCUGAUUGCAAAUAAGGUAUAACAUAAAUUAUUCUAAAUUUCAUCCAUUCAAUUUUCAAAUAAAGGGAAAUGUAAAUUAAUGUGUUUGAAUGGAUAUAAUUUUAAUUUUAUUGGUGAUUCUGUACAUUAACCUGCAGAAUGAUCCCAACAAAGCAACCAAUUAUGCAUGUUUAGAUGUAUUUUUUUUUUCUUGUAGCUCAUUGGCAACUGGGUCAUAUGCCAAGCCAUUAGGCUCAAAGCACUUCUUCUAAAGAUACAGAUUGUGUUGGAAAAAUGUUCUCCUUCACACCUCCUUCAUUCCUAUCUCUAAAGUAUAGUAGUGAAAAUCCUCUUUCUAAACCCUUUAGGGACCAUACUUGUCUAUCAUUCUAUCUUUAGUUUGUUUAUGACCAUCUUUGUAACAGAUCCUAUGAUUGACAAUACUGUAUCUUGAGUGGUUUUGCUGUAGCUGUAGGCUUUUUUGCAUUGAUAUCUGAAGUAGAAGGUUGUUCUGCUUUUCUGUCUUAAAUUAUUAACAUCAUCCAAACCCAUAGGAAAUAUGCCAUCCUGUAACCAGUACAGUCAUACAAACAAAUUUUUCCAAUUCUACCAAUAUUGUAACAUUUUAACGACAGCACCCAUAACCUAGAUGGCUUCACCCAAUCAUUCGUGGUAUCUCAAGAUACUUCAUUCUUUAUCAAGAGAUGGCCAUGCAUCCAACAUUGUUGUAAAGAAUGUUGAGCUGGCAUUGUAUUCAUUUUAGACUUGCAAUAUAAAAAUGUAUAUCAUGUGAGAAUGUCGAACUAUGACAUAAAAACUUGGCAUGUCCCAUUAUAUUACAUAUAGUGUUUUCACAUUGCCUCCGGCAAACUUGUAUCUAGAUCAUUGACCCAUGAACCUAGCACAUAACUAUAAAAUUGUGUGUGUGUGUGUAUAUAUAUAUAUUACAUGUGAUAUAUGAAAAAUGGUUCACAUUUGCUGACAAUAGCUAGGAUGUGAAUAUUACUCAAAGCAAUAAUUUUUCCAAAUUUUUUAAUUUUAGAUUUCAGUUCAACACAGUCUACUCAUUAGUUUAGAAUCCCCCUAAAUAUUGAUUGUAAGUAAUAUAAUUCCUAAAGGGUCUGCAGAGAAGGCAACCAAUCUCAACACAAGGAGGAUAUAAAAUAAGCAAUAACAGGUGUCUCAAUAUUAAGUAUAAACUCAUCAUUGUAACAUAUAUAGUCGAAAAUACUCUCUAGAAGGAAGUUGACUAUGGGUAUUGUUUAGAAAAAUACAUUGAAAUCCAAUAUUUAUUUUCUACAGAAGACAUGACCAGGAUUUUCACUCUUGUUUACUAAAAUAAGUUAAAUUUUUGAAAAAUUCUGCAUUCUUUCUAAGGAUCUUCUUAACCCUCUCAUGAUUCAUGAUGCAAGUGUAUUUGCUUAAUCAACCUUUAAUAUAUAGAAGUCACAAGUGAUUCUACAUAUUUUAAACACCAAGAGUAUUUGGAAUUGAAAGGAAACAAAUUAAUAAAAAAAAUGUGUCAUAUUGUAGACAUCCCACAUUGAAAGUAUGAUUAAACUUCUGUGAUAAAGUCAGUAAGUGACCAGCUGUGUCAGGGGUGUGUCAUUUGUCAUUGUUAUCUCUAUACAUUUAUGCAUAUAUAUGGAUGUAGCUAAAUUGCUCUUUCUUUUCCAAAUUUUGUUUUCCUUCCUUUAUACAUCUGGUGCCCAAUUCUUUUCAAAAUAAAAGCAUCAUAGGAAACAUAGAAUAAUGUUACCCAAAAUGGGUAAUAUUAUUUAAUCCUUUUGAGUGCUCUCACCAUUCUUUCUGUUAACCAAUCACUCUCACUUGUUUAGUGGUCAUUGUGGCCCACUAAGGUGAUUGUAGCACCAGCACUUUAUUCUUAGGAAUUUUUCACUUGUGUAUUGUAUUUUAUCAUAGGAAACAUAGCCCUCAAAAAUGUAAGGAAAUGUUGUCACUAGUAAUGCUGAUUAACCAUAACAAUGCAGAUGAUGAUGGAACAGACUUCAAAUUCACAACAUCUUAUAUCAGCUUAAUGAUGCAUGUGCAUAAUGCAUAUAGGAAAUGGUUGCUGAGUGGGUAGGUGAAUUUAGCUAGAUUGGUGAAAAAAUAUAGGUUGUUGGGUACAAAGAGCCAGGUGACUGUUUGGGUUGGUAGGUGACCUGGUGUGUAGGCGUAUGUGAACAGGGUGGUGGAUGAUGGGUAAGAUAGGGUAGGUAUGUUUGGCUAUAGUUAGGCAUGUGACUGGAUGAGUGACUUUAACUGAGUUGGUAAGUAUAUGUAAUUCAGUGGGUGGGAUCAAUGUGAGUAAGUGGGCUAUUUGUGAAAUGUUUGGCUGGGUGAAUAUGACUGGGUGACUGUGUGUAGCAUGUCAUACGUAUGUGACAGGAUGCAUGAGUGUAACUAAAUGAGAUCUGGUGAGUGGGACUGGUGACAGAGACUGGAUGAGUCACGUUAUAGCCAUGGGCUCUGUUAGCAGACUAUUAUGGGUGGGUGAUUGUAAAAAAAACACAUGAGUGGCAGACAGAGUAAAUUUGUUUUCAAAGAUGUGGUACCUGGGAGUACUGUACCCUGGGCACCCGCAUUAGAUUACCCUUAAGAUGUGCUCCUUCACAUAUUUCUCAUAAUCAGGACAGUAUUCUCCACAUUAUUUUUCCAAAAUAUUGUAUUAUUUGUUAUGGCAAAAAGGAUCAUUACAAUUUUCUUCACAUUAUAAGGAAUUAUUCAUUCUGGUUUAUAAAAUUAGUAUUUUGUAACUCCACUAGGACCAAAGUAUUAAGUCAAGUGGAUCAUGGAUAUUAGUACAUUUUUAAAAAGUAAUAUAAAAAGCCUGUAGGGAGGCUUUGCUCAAGUAACAUGAUAGUUAUAUAAUUAAGUUAGGUCCCAGCCUAGGUGCAUACUAUGAAACGUUUGGGGAUCAUAUUUUGAAAUAUACAUUUAAAGGCUGCACUUACCAAACAAAAACUCAUUUUCUAAGCUGGCUAUCAAGAGCUUUGCAAGUAAUUUACUCUGAAAGAGUGGGAUGGCUGGAUGAAAAUGUGUACGUUUGGGGUAUUUAGAUUAAUGUUUUCCACCUUAGUUGUGAUUUCUGUAGUUUAAUCUCUUAUUCUAGGUAUGCUACCAAAAAUAUCAAAAACAUAAUAAAAAUAGUGAAUUUGAUAGUCAAGUGGACUUAUCUCUGAUCUGUGGUACUUUGCAGCCUGGCAGCACUGUAAUGUUAGGCUAUGAACUCUUAUUUGUAAGUGCUGAUGGUCACAUCAAGGAGGAAGAUACAUUCUUUGGCAUAGUUGCCAUCUUGGUUCCGGGGCUCUUCUGCAUUUGCUGCAUAUAUUUGCUUGUGCCUCAAGUAUUACAUAUCUCCGAGUCCUUGACAUCAUUGGGCUGCUUUCUCAUGCUUUUCCAUGUGGUUUAAAUUAAGUUCUAGUGUUUUUAGCACUGACUAAUAGGCUGUAAAUUUGCAUAUAGCUUCAGAGCUCUUGAAAUGUGCAUUUGCUUGAGUAGAGUGCUAGUUCCACGCCUUGUGUCUUUCUUAUUUAUCAGUAUUAGCUCUAUACAGUAUUACAGUCCAUAAAGGACAUUUUGUAAUAGGAUCCUCUUAGUCUUGUGGUUCCCAACUCAGUCCACAAAGCACACCACAUCAGUAUCACCAUUGGAAUAGGGAAAUGCCUAAAUCCUGGAUUGAUGGUUGGGCAAAGGUCUAUAACGUUGGGUAAAUGUUGGACAAAGGUGUAUUAAGGUAAUGAGACAACUGGGAGAAGUUCUUUAUCUAUGCCACCCCUCAACCCCCAAAUUAUAAUGACUUGCCUCUGACAAAUUGCAGGCUUGCCUAUGAUUGCAGUUGGUGUGUGGAUGCUAGAUGGCAGGGAUAUGAUGUUUCUUCAUGUCCUCACCCACUUCACACAGAGCAUUCUAUUUCAGAAGUGCUUCACCAGAUACUGAGAAGGCUGUGGAGACAGAAGACUGAGAACAGAGAUUCAUUACUAAACGUGAUUCUGCAGAGCUAGCUCUAGAACCAUCCUCUUGGUCGGAACCAGAGAUAAAAUAAAUUAGUCAUAGGGUGUUUGUGCGAUAUCUCUGAUCUCCCCAGCUGUCCCUCUGCACCUGACAAGUGUUACUUAUCACUCAAGAACUUAGGCAACUGCCUGAUUGGCCUAACACUGGGGCUGCUCCCUUUCCCAACAGAUUGGCACCCAGGGACAACUGCUUCCUCUGCCUCCAUCUUGCUACACCGUGAGCCUGGGAGCCACUGUUUUAGAGAGCAGAUGCUAUGAAGGCAUUCUUAUUGGUUUGGAUUUUGAAACCUAAAGUGGUUAAUGCAUAUUAAGAAGAGUUGGAAAGAUAUCUACAAUGAGGAAUAGUAACUGUUUGACCAAAUGUAUAUAAUAAUGAUGUAACACUGACUUGUGGAUGGCACACUACAGAAAUAGUUUUUUUGUACAUCACAUUACAUUACUAUCGUGUCAUUCUUUUUAUAUAUGGGUGAGUCAAAUGUCUUAAAAUGCUAAAAAAAAUAUUAAAAUACUACAUGAGAUUUGCUGGACUGUGCACAAAUGGUCCAGAAUAUGUGCACUUUUCUACUUACCUAUAUGUAGCCAAUUGAAAUGCGAAUGAUAAAGUUUAGCCAAAAAUAGUUGAAAAAUUCUCCAACUCAGCUGUGAUCAUAACGUGGCUAUCUUAUACUAAAUUUUGCCUUUUGGAUUUCAAUUCAGUACAUUCUGGAGCUUGGCAAUAAUGAUUUAUCAUUCUCUAGAUCUGUUUGCGAAUCAUAGUGCCAUUUUUUUAAAUGAGUUAGCUACGGAAGCCACCAUUAAAGGCUAUGGCCAUUUUUGUAGAUCAAGCAUUUGAAAUGUUUUUUUUCUAACAGAAUGGAAUAAUUUCUGAUUCUGAUCUAAACGGCCCAAAUUCUAAAACAGAAACUAAAAUAAAGAUUUGCUAUUGUCUAAGUCUGUUGUAUACUCACAACAGUGUUUAGAACAGAAGUUCUUUUCUUUUUUUUUACCUUUUCUGACAUAGAUCCCAAAUUAUUUACCUAGCAUUAGCUUUUUGAGCUAUCCUUCAAUUGUAAAAUGAGCUAAUUAUCAGCUCCAAAGAGUGUAAGUGAUUUUCCUUUUAUUUAUCUCACCAAUUAUUUGAAAAUAUUACACCAUAUUUUGUGUUUGUCCUCUCUCUUACAUGUUGAAUUUUCCUGAUUGGAUUUUGAGGAUAUUUUUAAGGCGCUGUUUCCAUCUAUACCUUUUCCACCUUUUAAUUAACUGUCUCAUAAUUAUAGAUACCCCCAAUGAUGUAAUGUUAGUGGCCCUUGAGAAUACAUGUCAGUUUUAGAGUGACAUAUGUGAUCUCUUAUGGAAUAUAUGACACCUUUGUGUUCACAAAAUCUCAGGAGGGACUAGGGUCAAAGGUAGCUGCUUGCUCAUUAUGAGUCAGCACUGUUUGUGUGCGUGCUUGAGAGUGUUUUUACUUUUGUGUGCUUGUGAAAAACACUGUGUUUGUGUAUGUGUGCGUGUGCCCAUGAAAUUAUGUGUGUGCUUGUGUGUGUACAUGAAAGGAAGUGUAUCAUGUGUGUGCCUAUUACAUAUGUUUGUGCUUCUGUGUGUGUGCAUUCAUGUGUGUGUGUGAAGGGAAACAUUUUUCUUGCUGAAGUGUGACUCGGUGGUAGAUUUGUGUGACUCAGUGGUAUACUGGUGUGACUCAGUGGUAUACUGGUGUGACUCAGUGGUACCAGCAUAAAUAAGGGUAAUUUAGAUUUUGUUCCUUUGAACUACAGUACAUAACACAAUACGAAAUGGAGGUUGUUACAAGAAUUUCUAGAACCACAAAAUGGUGUUUAGCUUAGCUUACUGAGCUUCUACACUGACCGUUACUUCUUCAGUCUGCAAAGGCAAAAAGAGUGAAGUACAUUUCUUAAUUUAAUCAAAAAUAUUGCAUUGGCAUACUACAUUGUAGUAUUUUUUAAAAUGCAUUGCUAUCAGUUUCUCUCCCAAGGAGAAUAGCAGGACACUAAAAUAUAAUGGAAUAUAACAUUUUCUCAGAACUCUGCUUGUCAGUCUAUAAUGUUCAUUAGCACACAAGGAAUACUGUAAGCACUAUAACCAUUUCAUCUCAUUGAAAUGGAUAUAAUGUCUGGAGUCCCCUGGAAGUGUCCCUCCAUUCCUUGUUAUACCAAUUUAAAGCAGUUUAACACUAGGUGAGGGUCCCUGGCCAACCACAGCCCCGCCCCCACUGGACGUCUGGCUAAGGCAGACAUUACACACUUCCUUCUUGCUAUACCAAUUCAUACCAGCAAUGGGAACUGACAGGUUGAAUUAGGUGGUUGACACUCUCAGUCAAUCACAGCCAUCCACUGCUGCUCAGGCUAAUGCUCCUUAUUAUCCCAAGCAGCACAGAGAGGAUUGGCUGCUGGGGACACUUAUUUAGCAUUAAAACAUAAAAAAAGAGUUUAACACUGGAUGGAAGGACAGUGCCACGGGACUUCAGAUACUAUAACCACUUCACUGAGAUGAAGCAGUUAUGGAGCCUGUAGUGUCUCUUUAAGGAAGAUAUCCUACAUCGGCAAUGGUUAUAUAAUAGUUUUCAAUUUUAUUUGGCUUUUACCUAAUAUUUUUAAAUCUCAUUAAGGGAAUCUGAUUCCAACAACAGUGUUCUUCCAAUUUCCAUAUGUGCUCAGCUGCUAUAAAUAUAAUCUUGUUUGAAAACGUGAAGGGAAUUAUUCACUAAACUGAUUUAUAAUCAGUUAAUGAGUGACUUGCAAAAUAUUUAGGAAAUGCAUGAAUUGUCUUAUUUACUAAAUACUACAAUUCAGUCCAAAAUAUGUGAUUAAUAUUGAUCUAAAUCUUGCAAACUGGUUGUCAAUUCAUGUCAAGCUCACAAUUUAGUGAAUGCCCCCAUGUUAUUUUUCUCAGUUGAUCCAGUUUUUGUUGAUAUAGAUUAAGUUGAUAAACUAAGAAACAUAACAUUUACUGCUUUUAAUUGAUUAAUAAUAUUAAUUUUUAGCUCAUUGAGGUAAGAUAAAUACAUAAUAUUUUGUGGUUUUUCCCCAUAUUGUUCCUCUAGGUAGCAGCGCUUUUAAAGCACCAGAUGAAUUUAAGGUGUCCCUCCCUCUACGUACCAACUACCUGUAUGGUCGGAUCAGGAAGAGUCUGCCUGAGCUCUAUGCAUUUACUAUCUGCAUGUGGCUGAAGUCCAGCGCCUCACCUGGAAUUGGGACACCUUUCUCUUACGCUGUAUCGGGUCAAGCCAAUGAGAUUGUGCUGAUUGAAUGGGGGAAUCAUCCAAUUGAACUGCUAAUAAAUGAUAAGGUAUGAGCUAUCUACUGUUAAAUAAAUACUAUAUACCAUUGUAAAGAGAGAUGUUAACUUGCGGGAUGUUACCUUGGUUUAUUUUGUUUGUUUUUAACUCUACUUUAGUUGCUGAGUCCUGCUAUGUCAAAAUUUUCAACACAAUCAAGUUUGCCAUUAAAGGGACACUCCACUGCCCAAAAAUAAAUACAUCACUAUUUAGUAGAUAUACCCUGAAUUGAAACAUAAGUGUAUUUAAUUAUGCAUUUUAUCAUUGGGGAUAUAUCUAACAGCUGGCAAAAGCUACAGAUCUCUUGUCUGCAGCCUUUGUAGGCUCUACCCUUCUAACCCCGCCCACGCUUUCUGCUGCUGUCCAAUCAGUCUUUCCAAUGCAGCUCAAUGAGAAGUCUUUGUAAGGCAACUGAUCUAGGCAAUUGCUGCCUCUUGAGUUUAGCUUCACAUAGAUAACCAAAUCAGGAAGUACCUAUCAUAUUCUUCACUAGAAUUUACUAGUUAGUGAAUAAACUAUUUUGUUGUCUUGUGCUUUAGAUUAUAAUUAUAAUUUAUUGUACAACACAAAAUAUUUAUUUGCACUAGAUUAUCAACUGUAUGGCAGUUGGUACACCUAAUGUUUACUCAGGAUGACAUUAUGGGUAGCGUGUUGGAUUUUUAUAUCCUGGCACUAUUGUAUAUGGUAGAUUUAUUUUUUAUUUUUUUAUUCUUUAUUUUGGAUGUGCAAGUUAUUACAAACAAAUGCCCAGUGCCACAACUACUGCUGCACGCAAUUCAGGUAUUGACAGAUUAUAACAUUUGUUUGUCAUGUGUAACAUUUGCAAAGGUUUUAAAAAAAAAAUAAAAUGCAAUAAAAGAGAAGAUUUUAGAUUCAUAAGGCAUGACUUUGAGCAAGAAACAUGUAACUUAAAGAAUCACGGUGAAACAUGCUAUAAAUAUAAAAGAGAAAGAAAGAUAGAAAGCCUUCUCAAUCUCCUUCGUAGCUUCCAUCUCGGCACCGGAUCAGGAUUGCUCCUCUGGACAGGCUGCAAACGGUUAGGACAGCAUGCUUGUGGUGUCUGGCUUGGCUUAUUGUAGUCCAAAAUGUUGCCCAAAGGUGAUCUACGGCCUGUGAGAGUCUUGUAGCAGAGAAUAUCCGCCUUUCGCGGGCUGAGGAAGGCUCAAGUCUCUGAGCACUGUCCAUCUUGGAUGUUAGACCUCAGGUUGUCAGCUUCUCUGGAGCCGAGUAACACCUUGCAGAGCACUGUGUUGUUUACCAGUGGGGAACAGGAUAUCCCUCACCGGUCCAGAGGGGGGGGGAACAGGGCACAGAAAAAGUUCAAGCUGGAGGAUAGGCCGCCUCCCCCCUCCCAACUGCUCCUGCAGGCCACUGAGGCAGUCAACCUGUGUACCAGAACACUACGUGCAUCAAGAAAUAUAUCAAUCGAUCGGCAAUGUGUUCCCCAAAGAAUAAAUUUGGGUUUUAAGGUGUGGAUUUCUCAUGGUGCCAGUUAAAAAUCGGCAAAAUAAGGUUGUCUCUGGGGAGCACCAGUUAUGUGCAUGUGCCCCAGUCAGCAGCUUGGCCCCUGCCCCCUAUGUCAGUGUAUUUUAAAGGACCACUAUAGUGCCAGGAAGGGGUUAAAAUCUUACCUUUCUCCAGCGCCGGGAGGGGAGCUUUCCUCCUCCUCUCCUCCUUCCUAGCGACGUCAUCGGCUGAAUGCGCAUGCGUGGCAGGAGUAAAUUUCCUAUGGACGCUGGCGUCUUCUCCCUGUGAUUUUCACAGUGAGAAGCACGCAAGCGCCUCUAGCGGCUGUCAGUGUAAACAUAGCAGUUUCUCCGAAACUGCUAUGUUUAUAAAAAAAGGGUUAACCCUAGCUGGACUAGGCACCCUGACCACUUCAUUAAGCUGAAGUGGUCUGGGUGCCUAUAGUGGUCCUUUAAGGCUGAAAAUUGGUAGUAAUGUAAAAAUGUUGCAUUAUUAAGAAUUGUGGGACUAAGUAUCAACUAAAAGCUUACACUGGAAGUACAUUUUUUUUUUUUAAGGAUUUUCUAAAUUACUGCUGCAUAUCUGUUCAGAGGUCAACUGUGUUUUAUUGCCCUUGUAUGUACAUAGUACAAUUACAAUAAAGUUUAAUCUGAAUCUGAAUUUGAAAAAUAUUUUUUUUUGUUUAGUUUACAUCAUGCUAUAUUUUUUUUAAUCAUCUUUAAUCGUCUGUUGUACACAGGCCCGGACUGGCCAUCGGGCACACCGGGCAAAUGCCCGGUGGGCCGCGGUGGCCAUGGGCCGAGGCCGGCAGGGGAGGUUACAAGAUCUCCCCUGCCGGUCUAUGCAGGGCCGGCACUCUCCUAGCGCCGGCCCCGCUGUUUGCCAUGGAGGGCCGGUGGGGAGAUCAAGGAUCUCCCUGACCGGCCCACAUGCGGCCGCCGGCGGGGAGGGAGACAGCCAGCUAGCCAGGCUGGAGAGAGGACCCGGCGGAGCUCUAACUUGCAACUCCGCCGGGUUCCUCUCGCGAGAUCCGGCGCGUUGCCAUGGCAACGACCGGAUCUCGCGAGAGUGAACUCUAACCUCACAGGCUAGAGUUCACUCACCCACGAGGACCACCAGGGAACACUGCCUCCCCGCCUCCCAGUCCCAGCGUGCCGGUCCCCCCCCCUCCCAGGCUAAAGGUAAGAAGGGAGGGGGGGAAAUAAUGACUUAUUUUUAUUUUUAUUUUAUUUACCCCCCCCUACACACACACACAAUAACAUUUAUACAGCACUCUCACACCCAUCACACACAGCACUCUCUCACACAUCACACACAGCACUCUCUCACACAGCACUCUCACACAGCACUCUCACACACAGCACUCUCACCCAUCACACACAGCACUCACACACAUUACACACAGCACUCUCACACACAGCACUCUCACCCAUCACACACAGCACUCUCACACACAUUACACACAGCACUCUCUCACACAGCACUCUCACCCAUCACACACAGCACUCUCACACACAUUACACACAGCACUAUCACACACAGCACUCUCACACACAUUACACACAGCACUCUCUCACACAGCACUCUCACACCCAUCACACACAGCACUCUCUCACACAGCACUCUCACACCCAUCACACACAGCACUCUCUCUCACACCCAUCACACACAGCACCUCACACCAGCGCACUCUCACAGAGCACUCUCACACACAGCACUUUCACACACACACAGCACUCUCUCACAGCACUCUCUCACAGCACUCUCACAGAGCACUCUCUCACACCCAUCUCACACACCCAUCUCACACAGCACUCUCACACCCAUCACUCACACACGGCACUCUCACACACAUCACACACACCGCACCCCUCACACACACACACCGCACCCUCACACACACACAUACUGCACCCCUCACAUACACACAGAACCCCCCCACCACACACAUACACAAUACUUCCAAAUAUAUAUAUAUAUAUACACACACACACACACACACACACUACACUCUUAAAGGACCACUCUAGCCACCCAGACCACUUCAGCUUAAUGAAGUGGUCUUGGUGCCAGGUCCUUCUAGGGUUAACCACAGAGAAACUGCUAUGUUUAUCAAUGGGUUAAGCCUUCCCCCAAAGCCUCUAGCAGCUGUCUCAUUGACAGCCGCUAGAGGCGCUUGCGUGCUUUUCACUGUGAAAAUCACAGUGAGAGCACGCAAGCGUCCAUAGGAAAGCAUUAUAAAUGCUUUCCUAUGCGACCGGCUGAAUGCGCGCGCAGCUCUUGCCGCGCGUGCGCAUUCAGCCAGACGGGGCGGAUCGGAGGAGGAGAGCUCCCCGCCCGGCGCUGGAAAAAGGUAAGUUUUAACCCCUUUCCAGAGCCGGGCGGGAGGGGGUCCCUGAGCCACAUAUGCAUCACAUUACACCACAAACACAACACAACUAAAACCGACCUUAUUACACAAUACCACACCACGACCAGCUCACUCUACACACACGCAAUACCACAAGCAGGCUCCAAACACAUGCACAAUACUCUUUCCUGGCCUUUUGUCUCCUGGUAUCCAUUUAUAGAGACACCAGAGACAAGUUGCAAGGAAACACAGUGCAAGCAUGUUAUUAAAUUUGCUUGCACUGUGCAGAACAAAUACAGGACUUUUUUCUCAUGCUAGAGCUCUUCAGCAGAGCUCUGCGCAUGGUCUGCCCUGGAAGAGCAUUGAACCAACAUGCUCACUUUGAGAGGAGGCGUGUUUGUCAUUGGUGAUGACAAAACACACCUCCUCUGCCCCGCCCCCUUUUUAGUGGGCCGCUGUGUUAAAAAAAUGCCCGGGCCGAAUUUUUCUCCCAGUCCGGACCUGGUUGUACAUGACCCUAAUUGUUUUUACUGUACAAUAAAUUAUUCAUCACUAGAAAGAGGCUCCCGGAUGCGGAUUAUUGGUAUCUAUAAAACAUUGUUUAAUAUAAGUCUUAACUUCUCAAUUUCCUAAUACAUGAAAACUCAAAGGCUUAUUCACUAAACUUUGAAAUAAGAGGGCAUGAAAAUAGGAUGUGCUAAAAGAUUGGGAGAUUUUUUUUUAUUUUAUUUUUUUAUCAAAUCAGCUGCCUUAGUAUGAAUUUUGCAUUUUGAUUUUCCGUUCAUUGCAGUUCACUAACUAGUGGAAAAAAUGCAAUUAUUUUUUCAAUGUGGCACUUAGCGUGCUGGGACCUCACAUUAAGAAGAGUGCUGAAGGUUGAUUUUCUUCUCAUUGAGAAGGAUGCACUGCUCAAAUAUAUAAAUGUACCGAACAAGAUAGUAGAAUUCACUGGUGCAUCCAUGUGCAUAGUAAGAAUAAUUAACUGUACACUGUGGUUACAACAUUGUGUUUCUCCACUAGCUAAUAGACCUGUAAGGAGAUAUUCCCAUGAUGCAUUCUAAUACUGUUGCUAGGAGACCUGCUGUACCAUUCGGUUAGUUGGAAUGUUCACAGCUUGUUAGAAAUACAUAAAGGUUUUACAAUCUGCUACAAAUUCAUGUAUUUUCAUCCUUCCCAGCAUUUCCACUCAGUGUAUUAGAAAGCUACAGUUCAAUAAGAGCCCGUGUUAUGAUUUAGUAAAGGAAUUAGAAAAUACAGUCGCUAGUUGAGCCAGAAAAUAUCAUCAACAUUAGAACAAAACAACAGGUGGUCAGUUGAGUUUUUCCAUUUAUAUCACCCAAUUAACGUGCUACGCAAACAAUAGAUCCCAGACCUCUUGGGGAAAAACACAAUUUCUGGUGGUCCAGUGGGAGUUGUCUCUUCCUUUACUUCCUUCCUUUGAUCUAUUUUAGCAGUAACUAUGAGUGGGAUAUUGUAAUGCCUGACAUUCGUUCGGUUUCUACGGCCAAGGAUUAGUGGAAUAAAAAAUUGAGAGAUUUUUUACGUCAAUGCCCCAUUCUCACUAUUCCAUUUUAAUAAAACCACCAAGUAAAGAAACCCAUGUUCUCCUUGGCUCAUGUGACAUCUACACCUACUAUUAAUGUGUCAUAAAACAGAAUGCUAUAUGACAAGUGAUCUAUUUAAUACAAAUAUUAACUAAAAGCAAUAUGUAAAUCUUCAUAGACCUGUUAUAGGUAAAACAUAAUAUUUUAUUAAUUUGUCAUAUUAAUGCUGGGUUUUAAUUCAUUGUUUGAAUGCAGGUAGCCCAACUCCCAUUUUCUAUUGGGGAUGGUAAAUGGCAUCACCUCUGUAUCACCUGGACAACCAGAGAUGGAUUGUGGGAAGCUUUCCUGGAUGGGGAGAAGCUUGGUUCGGGGGAAAACCUUGCUCCUUGGCACCCAAUUAAACCAGGUGGAAUUCUCAUUCUUGGUCAAGAGCAGGUGAGUGAGCAGUGCCAUUGUUUCUUAUACAAGAUGUGUAUUGUGGAAACAUUCUAAAGCACAAGUCUUAUUUAUAGAUGACUUCCCGUUCUUUCUCUAAAAUCUCUCUCGAGAUCAAUGUCCUUUUCCACAUUCUAAAUAAAUUUAUCAAUCUAAAUCAUGAUUUAAAAGACUCAUAUCCAAUAUCUAUUUUGGUUUGCAUGUUAAAUUAAUAAUUUCCAUAAUUUGAAAAAAAAUGGAAGUAUACAGUUUUACCCAAGAUGCAUUUCAUUUUCAAAUGGUUUCCAGUCCCAGCAUUACUGACCUUAUGAAAACACAGGCAGUACUGAAAAUAGCUAGGGUGUAUUAUUUAUGGCCUGUACUUCUGACAAAAAAUAGAAAUGAGAGAGGAAUAUUAACAGUUGGGUUUUAAUGUUAUUAAUGUAAUUCCUAGUAAAUAAAAAAAAUAAUAUAUCUCACCCUACAUAGCUGCCUAUCUCUCUUCUACUUUUUAACCCCAUUACGCUCUAUCAUUGACGGCUAAUAUUGUUGUGUUUCUUCCCCAGAUCUCGCUCCCUACGUCCCCAACACAAUCUCUCCUUUAUAGUCCGGUAUAUCUUCCUAUCCUUUGAAGGUCUAUAGCUCCCCUCACUUUCUCAAACUCAUUUUGUUCUGUAGGUUUCAUCAUUCACAGACUUAAUCACAAGGAGACUCUCGCCACACGCCUGUCAUACACUAAUUUUUUACUUUAUUCAUGUUCUGGUCUGCCACAUUAGUUUUAUAAUGCAUUUCCUGGCACAUUAGUUACUAAUACAAUUGGGGUUAUUUACUAAAAUGAGAAUUGUAAACAUUUCAGUUCAGCUACUUUGGCAUUAAAUUUGAAAUUCACUUUGAAUUCAAUUUUAUUUCCUAAAAUUUUCACUUCAGGAAAUAACCCAGAGUGAAAAGUUUAAAACCUAUGAUGUCAUUACUUCACUAUAUUAGUUGAAACCACAACAGAUUGUUACGGUUCAAGGAAAAGAGAUUUUUUGCUGCAGGGCCACCAACCUCUAGUCCCCUCAAACUACACACCAAAGAUUGCUAUUCACACCUUGCACAUAAAAGAGCCAAAAUAUAUGGAAGCCAGCGUAUUAUUAACCCUUAAUAGGGAACAUAUGGGGUGGGCGGCUGCACUGUAAGAUGGCUGGUAAGAAAAAAAUCAAAGAAAAAAGUUUCUUGCAUAGUAUCCCACUAUCACUCCAAUGGCGAUUUAAGGUUAAGCUCAGCCAUAUUAUAUUGCUGCUACACAUACCAUGCUUUAUUAAGUAAAAAUAAAGAGAAAGUUACCUGCACUCUGGCCCAAAUCCCUAUGAACAUUUAAACAAAAAAGGAUUUGGCGUAGUGCGCGAGUAACUUUUUUAUUUUUUAAUUGUAUGUAUUGGCGCUGAUAUUUACUAUAGUCAUUGUUGCUCCCCAGGAGUAGUGGGAGAUUCAGUGCAGGACUUAAUUUUGUAUGUUAUGAUUAAAUCUACCUCAUUUGAGGUCUAGAGGAAAAUCAAGUUAGUUGCCAAAUAUAAACAAAUUUUGGUAAUAGCUAAGCCACUGACAUUCAAUGCUAACUUUUUUCCACCUACUUGCUGUUUGUAAUGUAUUGUAUUUAUGGUUUUCUCUAAAAGGACACAGUUGGAGGAAGAUUUGAUGCAACUCAAGCUUUCGUUGGAGAAUUGAGCCAGUUUAACAUUUGGGACCGGGUCCUUAAAUCAGAUGACAUCGGAAAUAUUGCAAACUGUUCCAUGAACAUGCCUGGAAAUAUCAUACCUUGGGUUGAAAACAAUGUUGAGGUUUUCGGAGGGGCAACUAAAUUGCCUCUGGAACAAUGUGAAGACCGUCUGUUAAAUUUAUAGCUAUAAUAUGAAGCCCCUUUGUGCCCAGUUUUAUUGAGACAAUCUCUGACGAGGUUAUUUAUUGUAAAUUGCACUUAUUUAUUUAAAUACGAUUUUGUAAAACCAUUGAUUGACAGGUCAAGAAGAAUUAAUGACAAAGACACAAACCCAUAUAUUCAAGGUCUGGCUAGCAACUUUUUGAGACUAUAUAUUCACUUACUUUAGGACAGUAAGGAAUCUAGAUUAACUUUCUUAUAGUUUUUUUCAGAAUGAAUCAAAUAAUUAAAUUAUUACAAUUGACUUAAUAUAAUUUCCAAUUAUAACUAGCCUGCCAUUAUUUUUUGUAUAUAGCAUUGUUUCUACCCUCUUAGAAAUGGUCUUAAUCGACUUAACAUGGACCUGUCACCUUCACCAUUGUACUAAAUAAUGGCCAGAAAUCUAACUAUUCGAUUUAUUCAAGCAUUCUUCAAAACUGCAUAGAUUGUAUUCUGUGUUAGAGUAUCAGAUAAAAUCAUCAUGAAUGGGAAUGGGAGGGUAUUUUUACAAAAAACAAAAAAAUAAAAAAAUCUAAUCAAGCGAUAUUGAGCAAACUUUUUGAACAAAUUACUUUUUUAUGACAGGAUAUGACGGCUUAGUGCAACUAUUUUCUUCCCUUUUCAUGAACUCCUGUUGAGGGCCUACUUAAAAAUAAAUAAUAACCACAAAAUAGAUUUAUAAAGUUUUUCACUAAGUCAAUCAUUGUGAAGAAGUGACAAGAGGAAUGCAAAUGUUAUGCAAAAAGAUCAGUAAAAAAAAAAUUGCUUUUUAUCUAAAUUUGAAAUUCCUUUGCCACAAUAAUUUCUGGUGCAUUUUAGGUCUUUCCACUCGGUGGCUGAAAAAGUGCAAACAUUAUAAUAUUUUUCCUUUUGCAUGGAAUAUUUAUCCUGUCUCUAACCAUGAAUGAUUCAAUAUUUUAACAAAUUAACUUGACAGAUGUAUGAGUUAUAAGUUUAUUCACAAAAGUGUAAACUGUCAGACAUUCUGAUUUAGUUUUUUUUUUCAGAUUUAUGGCCUCAAAUUUGAAAUUUACUUUCCAAUGAAUCACACUCUACUGAAUAAACUUGUCUUCUGUGCAAUCUUGUAGACCUCAAUUUAAUUUGUUUGAAUCGGUAUUUCAAAUGAUCACAGUCUGUUAGAAAAAAAGCUUUUUAAAAUUAUUUACUAGAAAAGUCACUUAUAUUUUAAUGGUGACUUCUUUGGAUAAAUAAUAUGAACAAAUUGUGACUAUUUCAUAAAUGAUGAUCCAAAUUAAUUAAAUCGAGGCCAACAUUUUUUAUGUAAGUAACAAGUCACAUUUGCUGAAUAAAAGUAUAAAUGUAAACUCUAUAAAUAUAUCUUUACCAAGUUGGGUGGAGAUUUAUAUUAAUGUCCAUUUCAGUACUUUUGUGUGUAUUUUCUGACAACAUUAGUGUUUAUUAUACAAUAUGAAUGAAUUAUAUUUGCACAUACAAUUAAUAUUUCUUCUAAGUAAAUGUAUUGCUCAUCCGACCAAAAAAAAAGCUUUAAAUUAAUCUCUUUUUAAUGCACUUGGCCAUUUUAACAACAAGGUAAAUAAUUAUAAAAUGGAAAAUAUAUUCUCAAAGGUACAUUAACGUUUAAAACAAUUAUUUUACAUAAAUAUUUCAUUUUAUUAUUUCAAACGUUUGGUGUAUUGUAUUGUGGACUCAUUAAAAUAUUAUUUUGACAGCAGAAUUUUGCAUCACAAGCUCUGCAAAUUAAAUCUUUCAUUAAAUGCAAAUAAUAUGCACAAUAUUUUAAUUUGGAUUUAAUACCAAACCUACAAUUAGCAGUUACAGAAGGAUUGAGGCUGAUUUUUUUUACAUCUGUUUACAGUCUGCAUAAUUGCAAAAUAUAUUUAUUUAUCUCUUGGAAAUUAUGCAGUUCAAAUACCCAGAUCUAUAUAUAUAUAUAUAUUUAUAUAUGUGUAGCAUAUUAAAAAGAUACAAAAAGAACACUGUGCAGAUUUUGGUAAAUUUUUGGCACAUCAAAAGGCUUUUAUACAAUGCUUUGCAUUAUAAUCCAAAAGAUUAUUAUUAGAAUAAAAGUCAAUGCUGCAUCAAAACAGAAGAGGAUCACACUCAGACAGGUCCACUUUACAUGCCAAUGAGAAAGUUGAGGGGCUUAUUCUAAAAAAAAUAAAUAAAAAAAUUGUAGAAAAAAAACCAAACUGAAAUAUUUAGGCUGAAGUAGCUGAUUUAGAUACAUUCUCAACUCAGGUAUAGUCACAAUUUAGCUAUUUUAGCCUAAAUCUUCCAAUUUGAUUUUCGGAUUUUCAGUUCAAUAAAUUGAAUUUUGGAUUAUGUAAUUUCACUGCAAGCAUGCCUACUAUAUGUGUAUAUUUAAAGGGCAGCAAUGCUUCAUCACGGGUCUUUGAAUUUUCAUAAAUUAUCCAAUAGUACCACUUAUAGGUAACCUGCCAUUGAAGAAGAAUGUAGCUUUAUAAAGUGAAUUCAUUAAAAAUAAUCUAUACUUUGUGCAUACAAAUUGCCAUCACUUGUAGAGGUUGAGAUAAAAACGGGCAUCAAGAUUUCUAAUGCUUUGAGCCCCUUAUAGCAUACAGUAUCCUAUACUGUAGAACCAAUGAUUCAUCCUUACAUGCAAAUAAGGAACCUAGAGUUUGCAUCUGAGGUUAGCACAGUGAAGCCACAACAGAGAAAAAUCUUUCUUAAAAUUCCGCUUUAAGAUACUAGAUAUAUGUAAUGCAACCAUAUGAAACAAAAAUGGUUAACAAUCAUCUUUUAUAAAAGUUCAUAUUGUUAAAGAGGAAGUAUAGUCAGAUUGUCUUUUGGUGGCAUAAUCAUCUAAUAUGAAAAUAUUGCUGAAACCACGGCAAUUAGUUGUAAAUAAGUUUCGGAUUUAGUAAAUUGGACCGUCUGCAUCUAUGGCUUGGGAAAACAUUGUUGCAAUUUUUCUUCCAUCUUGUAAUUUUAAGUUCUCACCCAUACGAACAGUGUUUCAUUGGUUAAAAUAUUGAUGUUUGUACUGUAAGAGCCCUGCAACGUGCCAAAGUCACAAUGUGCUUUCUGCAUAUAAAUAUCUUGUUUCCGUUAUACAGUUAUAUUCAGUUGCAAAUAAAUAUGGGCAACAUUUGUUACAGUGACAUAUUGCAAUGUGGUGAAUUAGUUAGGGAUGGAUAUACAACACCCAGUUCUCUGAAAGUAAAUGCACAUAUGUGGACCUUUAGUGAGUCAGUAGGUGACUUUCAGUCGGUUUUAGCAGGUGACAUUCACUGCAAAUUAGAGGCCCAAAAUAAAUGGUACCCCUAUUAGAAUGUGAUGGGAUUGACACUACGUGUUGGGAGAAGAACCAUCGUGUUCCAUAUGUCAGAUAAUUAUUGGAAUAACAGGGCUUUGAGGGGCCACAUGUCAUUUGUGGUCCUUGUUGGUUUAGUAGCAUGAUAGCUGUCUCCCGAGUGGCACACUUUGCAUUCCCUGAUCUAUCUAUCUAUCUAUCUAUCUAUCUAUCUAUCCAUCUCUCAUAGAAACAUAUAAAAGGAACUCUAGGAUAUUUGUGGCAAUGUUAUUUCUUGAGUUUCUAUGCCGAAGAAGGUCUUCUUAAAGAUGGGUACAGAUGAUGCGUAAUAGUAUAGUUUGUAUUUGCACUGGAGAGUUUUAUUGUGUUUGGUCUAGGCACCUGGAGGUCAAUGGCAUCUAUCUAUCUAUCUAUCUAUCUAUCUAUCUAUCUAUCUAUCUAUCUAUCUAUCUAUCUCAUUCUAUUAUAUCAUUCAGUUUACAGCAUCUAACCCACACACAAAAUAGACUAAGCAUAUUUUGUGUCACUUAUGAUGGAUGCCUCCCUCUCUAUAUGAGUCCAGUCUGUGUUUUAUGGUUUUUUAAGCUUAGAGACCUAUUUUAAGAAAAUAAAAUUAAUAUAUGAAAUGUUAUUGGGGUGGGAGGGAGAGUAUCAAAUGAAGAUUUAUACUGUUCAAAAACUACGAUAUUAUUUUUUAAUAUGUAAUGUACACUGACCUACUACAGAGGUGAACUAUGCUUGUAGAUUAAGGUCAAAUUGUUUUUAAAGUUGCUUAAAAUGAAGCAUAUGCAUAUGGAAAUGUUUUCAUUAAAAUACAUUAUCAGACAAUUGUGGUUUAAUUUUGUGCUGCUAAUUAUUCAGAAGUGUUUGCUAAUUGUCUUUUUUGAUUGCCUUAGC